This is a messenger RNA of Pneumocystis carinii B80, 3242 nucleotides long. RefSeq lists its product as hypothetical. The coding region runs from base 47 to 2524 and encodes 825 amino acids. Gene Ontology annotation, cellular component: nucleolus; Noc4p-Nop14p complex; small-subunit processome. Gene Ontology annotation, biological process: maturation of SSU-rRNA. NCBI's taxonomy places the organism in Eukaryota, Fungi, Ascomycota, Pneumocystomycetes, Pneumocystales, Pneumocystaceae. The transcript is spliced from 10 exons. The record is from RefSeq and is a predicted model, not a curated record.
UCGAUCAACCUGUGGUCGAUAUCUUAACAUGUAGCAUUUUUAAAAAAUGGUUAAGUCUCAGCUCAAACAAUUAAAGAUAGCCUUAAGAGAUGCAGGAAUAUCUACUAGUAAUAGACGUAGAAAGAGGAAGAAACUUGCAAAACAGGAAGAUAGAACAUCCAUAUUAGAGAAUAUCCGAUCUCAAUUUAAUCAUUAUGAAAAGAAGGUUAAUAAGGUUAAAUAUGAAGUUGGUGGCCGAAAAAUUAGAGGAAUUGAAGGAUAUCCAGGGCUGAGUCGUCAAGCAGGAGAAGAAAAAAGGAGAAAUACAAUUCUAAAAGAUAUGUUGAGAAGGAAUAAAGAAGGGAGUUUUGUAGAUCAUCGUUUUGGAGAACAUAAUACACAUCUUUCUUUAGAAGAAAAAAUGUUGCAGAGAUACGCAGUAGAAAAGCAGAAACUGUAUGAAAAGAAUAAUAUUUAUAAUCUUAAUGAAGAUGUUGGAAAUUUUGGAGAAUCACCUAUAGAAAUUGAAGAUUUUGAAAAUGAUACAGAAAAUGAUUCAGGAAAUAUUGAUUUUGAAACAGUUAAUGAUGAACAUUUUGGAGGGUUUGAUAAUUCAGAACAGUUAAAUAAUAAUAUGAAAAAAAGUAAAUCAGAAGUUAUGAAAGAAAUUAUAGAAAAAUCAAAACUUAGGAAAUAUGAAAGGCAAAAAGAAAAACAGGAAGAUGAAAUGAAAAGAGAAAUGCUUGAUGCAGAAUUUAAUGAUUUACAUUCAUUACUUGCUAAAAAUGACAAAUCUAUAUCUUCAAAAAUAGAUCAAGAACAAACAAAUAAAGAUAUUCAGUAUGAUCUUUCUGUAAAGGAGUUAGCUUUUGAGAAGCGUGCAUGUCCAUCGAGUAGAACGAAAACAGAAGAAGAGAUUGUACAAGAAAAGGCAGAAGAAUUACAAAGAUUAGAAGAAGAGCGAUUAAAAAGAAUGAAUUAUGAAUAUUUUUUUGAAAAUGAUAUAAAAAAAACCAAAUCUGUUUUUUCUAAAGGAGACAAUUUGGAAGACGAUUAUAUAAGCGAUAAUGAUAAUGAAUCUGAUAAUGAUACUAAAUUUCAUUCAUUUAAAGAAUAUAAAUACGAAAAAACUAAUGGAGUUCUUUAUUCUAUGAAUAGUACCAAAGAUGAUUUAAAUUUAAAUUUAAAUAAAGCAACAGAUGAUUUUGGUACAUGUAAUGAUCUAAACUCUGAAUCUAGAAAUGCUACUUUUGAAUCAUCAAAUGAAUCACAAGAUUUAGAUCUAGGAAAAAAAAAAGAGCUUGCUUAUGUUUAUCCAUGUCCAGGCUCAAUUUCAGAAUUUCUUUCUAUUUUAAAAAAUAUCGAACAAGAGGAUAUUCCAAAAGUUGUUGAUCGAAUUAAAGUGUUACAUCAUCCUUCACUUCACCCAUUGAACAAAGAAAAACUUCAGACAUUUAUUGCAGUAUUACUUGAUCUUAUUCUUUAUUUAUCAGAGAAAAAAAGUGUUUCGCUUGUUACUUUAGAUAUACUUUCUGAACAUUUACGAGAUCUUUCAUAUAAAUACCCAGAAGCUUCUUAUGAUGCUUUCCACAAAAAAUUAACAAAUACAAGGGAAAGAUUUAAUCAAUUAAUAUUUUCAGAAAAAACUAAAUCUCUUCCUUCAAUUCAAGAUUUGAUAUUUUUAAGAAUAAUUGGAGUAAUUUUUCCAACUUCAGAUCUUUCUCAUGUAAUAGUUACACCAACAUUUCUUAUAAUGGGGCAACUUCUUUCUCAACUAAAGAUUAUAUCAUUAGGAGAUAUAGUCUUAAAACUUUAUAUUAUAACGUUAUUUGCAGAGUAUAUUAAUAUAUCAAAAAGAAUAGUUCCAGAAGCAAUUAAUACACUAUUUAAUAUAUUAAAGAUAUUAUUUAAAAAAAAUAAUAGAAAAUUAGAUAAUAAAGAAAUUUCUACUGAUUCUGGAAAUAUUCUUUUUGGUUUACAAAAUAAACCAAGGGCUUUGAAAAUUUCGGAUAUCUAUUCUAAUGAUGAUAAUGAUAAAGAGUUAGAAGUUUCUCUUUUUAAGACAACUGCUCAAUUAAUUGAUUAUUAUGCAAUUUUAUGGAGUGGAAAAUCUGCUUUUAUAGAGAUUUUUUCCCCUUGUUUAAAUUUAUUAAAAGAAUUUUAUGAUAAAAUAUCUUUAUCAUGUGAACUUUUGGAGGAGAUAAAUUCUAUAAAUCAACGUAUUACAAAAUUGCUUCAAUUUUCAUUUGAAACACGCAAGCCAUUGAUGUUACAAGCACAUAAACCUAUUCCAAUUCCAAGUUUUAUUCCAAAAUUUGAAAAGGAAUAUUCUCUUGAUAAAAAAUCAUAUGAUCCAGAUCGUGAGAGGGCCAAAUCUGCAAAAUUAAGAUCUCAAUAUCGUGAUGCAAAAAGAAGCGCUAUUAGAAUGCUUAGACUUGAUGGUCAAUUUAUAGCUCGAGAGACACAAAAGAUGCAAAGAGAAAAAGAUGCACAGUAUGCUGCAAAAAUAAAGAGAAUACAUGGACAAUUAACACAAAAAGAUUAAUUUCAAUAAUUUACAAUAAAAAAUUUAACUAUCUUCUAUAUUCUUCAUUUCUUCUUCUUCAGCUAAUAGUCGUUCAGCUGCAAGUCCUGCCAUACAUCCACUUCCUGCAGAUGUCACUGCUUGCCUCCAUUUUUUAUCUUGAACAUCGCCUGCUGCAAAAAAACCCUUUAUAUUUGUUUCAGGUCCCCCAUUUUUUGUAAUAAUAUACCCAUCUUUAUCGCAUUCUACUUGACCUCUAACUAAUGUUGUUGCUGGCUCAUGACCAAUUGCAUAGAAGAGACCAUUCACUUUUCAUCAAGUUAUUAUCUCCCAAUGAUUCCAAAGCUACUGUAUUCCAUAGAAUUUCAAUCUUAGGAUGAUGUAAUAAUCGUUUAGCCAUAAUUGGCGAUGCUCUUAGCUUAUCCCUUCGAACUAAUAGAUAAACCUUUGUUGCAUAUCUUGUUAAAAAUAAUGAUUCUUCUGCUGCAGAAUCCCCCCCUCCUACAACUGCAAGAGGCUUUCCUCGAAAAAUAGGUGCUGCACCUUAAUACAUAAUUAUCUACUAAAAAUCUAUAAUAUUCCUAUAUUCUUUACCAUCACAAACUGCACAUGCAGAAAUACCACGCUGCCAAUAUAUCUCUUCACCAGGGAUAUUCAAUCUUCGAGCAUAUGCACCUGUUGCUAAUAUAACCACAUCUGCUGUAUGAAACACCUCUUCAUUAGACUCGCAACAAUAUUU